AUGGUGGUGGCUCCGUUUUCUUCUUAUUCUUCUUAUGCUGUUUUGAACGCCAACAGGCUGAUCACUACUCCUGCGUUUGAGAUACCUUCUACUGCUGUUGCUAAGAAGAGCUGUAUUUUCGGGAAGCUGGAGCCUUUUAUCGGUAAGACCUUAGAUUUCAUCACAAGGGAGGAGGAAGAGAAGAAGGGUGUUUAUCUGACCAAGGAAGAUCUUGUCGACUGUGCAAAACAGCUUAACAAAGACGGCAAGUUUGAAUACGCCUUCGAGAUCUUUGAGUGGAUGGAUAAAAAGAAGAUGGAGUUUUCUCCUACGGAGCUUGCUUUGUUCGUUGAUCUCAUUUGUCAGACUAAAGGCAUAAAGGUGGCUCAAGAAUACUUCAAUAAAGUAGAACCAGUCUUUGACCGAACCAACACCCGUGCCAAGAAUUGGCCUGCUUUUAUUAGUAUUAUGAUGAGGAUCUUUGAAUGUGAUAGGAAAAACUGUCAGUGGGCACUAAGGCCAAGGCGUGUUCGUCGCAUUCGCAAGAACGUUUAG
Messenger RNA from Eruca vesicaria subsp. sativa (arugula), 534 nucleotides. Lineage: Eukaryota; Viridiplantae; Streptophyta; Magnoliopsida; Brassicales; Brassicaceae. The record is from the annotation of a GenBank genome assembly.